Molecule: messenger RNA, 1129 nt
Organism: Manduca sexta (tobacco hornworm)
Lineage: Eukaryota; Metazoa; Arthropoda; Insecta; Lepidoptera; Sphingidae
Gene: Hip14
Product: palmitoyltransferase Hip14-like
Exons: 2
Coding region: 170-1060 (296 amino acids)
Biological process (GO): protein palmitoylation
Cellular component (GO): Golgi membrane
Molecular function (GO): palmitoyltransferase activity; protein binding
Source: RefSeq, a predicted model, not a curated record
AUAUCUGUGGUCGAAUAAGAAUGUCAAUAAAUCGUGUUUGGAUCUGCGACUCAAUCUGUCAGUGCAUGGUCGGAUGAUAUUUUCAAAGACGAAGUUAAAAGAUCUAGGACAAAUAUUUUUCAUGAUCGUGGAUUUUACAAUGAAGAAAGACGAGCCCACAGUUUGAGCGAUGUAUGACAGCACAUGCGGCGCUGCCGCUACUGGCCAAUGCGGCACUGCCCAAACGGAGCGCGAUCCACCGGCGCCUCGGGAUCCGCCGCCGCCGCCCCUCGAGCGCGACUAUAGUGGCUUUGAUAUUGUUAAGGCAACGCAGUAUGGCGCGUUUACGCGUGUCAAGGAACUGGUCGAAGCCGGUUGGGACGUGAAUCGUCCUGAUGGCGAAACGGUCACACUGUUGCACUGGGCGGCUAUCAACAACCGCCGCGAGAUCAUCCAGUAUUUGUUGGCGAAGGGCGCGCACGUGGAUGCUAUCGGAGGCGAGCUACAGUCGACGCCGCUGCAUUGGGCCACGCGGCAAGGCCACCUGGACGCCACUGUGCUGCUGGUGCGCGCCGGCGCCGACCCGUCGCUGCGUGAUGCGGAGGGCUGUGCUUGUCUCCAUUUGGCUGCACAGUUCGGGCACACGGCUGUGGUGGCGUACCUGGUGGCGCGCGGUGUGCCUGUGGACGCGCCGGACGCGGGCGGCAUGACGGCGCUCAUGUGGUCCUGCUGGAAGGUGUCGGCUGUGGACCCCACAAGACUGCUGCUGACGUUGGGCGCGGCGCCGCACCCGACAGACCGAGCGCAUGGCAACACCGCGCUGCACUGGGCCAUCCUCGCGCGCAACACCACCGCCAUCUCCACGCUCAUACUCUAUGGUGAUGCAAGUCUGGAUGUACCCAACCUGCGUGGAGUGACCCCAUUGACUAUGCUGCAAGCAAGUGCUGACUCUCUGUGGGUCGGUUCCAAGGUGUCAGAUAAAAUUAAAGAGCGCUCGGUGGCAGCUGGCAGGAUGUCCAUGUUUAGACGACUCACAUAUGACAAGGUAACAAGAAACCCAUGGAUUUUGUUAUACACAUAAUAUCAGAGAAUGUAUUUGUAACAAGGUAAAUCACAGGACACUAGGGAGACAGCACAAUAUACUCCAUUU